AUGAGGCUUUCCAGCCUGUUUUUCGGCACAGUAGGAAUACUGUCGCCAAUCACCACAUCCGCACUAGAGUUGAAUGUUGACGAUCCAGCUUCUAUCAAGCAAGCGACCAAAGUUGUCGCUGCAGGUCUUCGAGAAUGGUACACCGGUGACCGACCCGGAGACGUCCCGGGAAACUUGCCAGACCCCUACUACUGGUGGCUAUGUGGUGCCAUGUUUGGUUCCUUUGUCGACUACUGGUAUUACACGGGUGACGAUACAUACAAUAAUAUCACAACACAAGCCUUGGUGCAUCAAAUAGGUCAACCACAGGCGUUUAUGCCGCCCAACCAAACCAGUACUCUAGGAAAUGACGAUCAAGCCUUUUGGGCAUUGACGGCCCUAUCAGCAGCUGAAAAUAAGCUCCCAGACGCCGAAGGACAAAUGUCCUGGUUAUCACUCGCUAUUGCAGUUUUCAACACGCAGGUGCCGCGUUGGAAUCCUAGGACCUGUGGAGGUGGACUUAACUGGCAGAUUUUCUCUUUCAACAACGGCUUCGACUAUAAGAACACAAUCUCAAACGGAUGCUUCUUCAACAUUGCUGCCAGGCUUGCAAAAUACACCAAAAACGACACCUAUACAGAGUGGGCGAUAAAAGCAUGGGAGUGGGAACUCAGUGUCGGGUUGAUGAGCAAAGAUUAUCAUUUCUAUGAUGGAACCAGCGAGCGACAAAACUGCACAGAGUUGAACCAUAUCCAAUGGACAUACAACGCAGGUAUUCAUAUGUCGGGUGCUGCAGCAUUGUGGAACAUGUCAGAAACUAGGGGUAAUGCUAGCCAAGCCGAAUAUUGGCGAACACGUUUGGAGGGAAUUAUCGACGGUGUUGGUGUUUUCUUCAACCCGGAAGGCGCACCGGACGUCAUGAGCGAAGUAGCUUGCGAGCGAAACGGACUUUGCGAUCACGACCAGCGCUCUUUCAAGGCCUAUCUCAGCCGCUGGAUGGGAUACACAAUGUUGACCGCUCCCUGGACAAGAGAAAAGAUUAUGCCCAAGCUCAGGGCUUCUGCUGCGGCAGCAGCAAAACAAUGCGGACCAGGAAAAGGCGGAUGUGGUCUUCGCUGGUGGAGGAACGGCGUAAACGACGGAGAAGUCGGCGUCGGAGAACAAAUGUCUGCAUUGGAGGUGAUGCAAAAUCUCCUCAUUGACCAGGUCGCUGGACCGGUCGGAUUGGACACGGGAGGCAUCAGUAAAAACGAUCCAAAUGCUGGAAGUGAUGUUGGGAGUUUCGUGGUCAAGCACAAUGCGAUAACAACCGCGGAUAGGGCAGGUGCAGCCAUCCUCACUAUCUUGGUUGUUAGCAUAUUAUUUGGUGGAGCAUGGUGGAUGAUAAUGGGCGAAUAA
This is a messenger RNA of Bipolaris oryzae ATCC 44560, 1377 nucleotides long. Its product is annotated as glycoside hydrolase family 76 protein. NCBI's taxonomy places the organism in Eukaryota, Fungi, Ascomycota, Dothideomycetes, Pleosporales, Pleosporaceae. The record is from RefSeq and is a predicted model, not a curated record. Gene Ontology annotation, biological process: fungal-type cell wall biogenesis; carbohydrate catabolic process. The transcript has 3 exons. Bases 1 to 1377 code for a protein of 458 amino acids. Gene Ontology annotation, molecular function: mannan endo-1,6-alpha-mannosidase activity.